This is a messenger RNA of Sorex fumeus (smoky shrew), 1683 nucleotides long. It is a transcript of the gene LPXN, whose product is annotated as leupaxin. The transcript is spliced from 10 exons. Gene Ontology annotation, biological process: endothelial cell migration; transforming growth factor beta receptor signaling pathway; negative regulation of B cell receptor signaling pathway. Lineage: Eukaryota; Metazoa; Chordata; Mammalia; Eulipotyphla; Soricidae. The record is from RefSeq and is a predicted model, not a curated record. Bases 78 to 1223 code for a protein of 381 amino acids.
UUUGCAAGAAUGAAUCUUCACCCUGGAAAAGAAAUUCUUACCCACCUGUGGGACCAGAGCAUCUUGGACUUGUGACAAUGGAAGAGUUGGAUGCCUUAUUGGAAGAAUUGGAACUUUCCACACUCCAAGACGAGAACUAUUCCAGCCCAACUCCUUUUCCCCUGGAUCAACAUUCCAGAAAGGAGAAUAACAAUGAUGAGAAUUUAACGGUUCUUUCCAGGCCACCUGAUGUGCAGCCUACAUAUAUUACCAAGAUCGAGAAAUUCACUGUCUACAGUGAGGUUCAAGAAUCAAAAGAAUCACCACCCCCACCUCCUAAAACCACAGCAGCCUCUCAACUAGACGAACUCAUGGCCAAUCUGUGUGAAAUGCAGCAAAAGGUUGCAGCGAAACCAGAUGGCAGCAAGACACACUUACCAGAUAAGCAGGAUCACAAGGCAUCCCUGGAUUCGAUGCUGGGGGGUUUGGAGCAGGAUUUGCUGAACCUUGGGAUUACCACAGUGCCCAAGGGUCAUUGUGCUUCCUGCCAGAAACCAAUUGCUGGGAAGGUGAUCCACGCUCUAGGGCAAGCGUGGCACCCAGAGCACUUCAUCUGUACCCACUGCAAAGAAGAGAUUGGUUCCAGUCCCUUUUUUGAACGGAAUGGCUUGGCCUACUGCCCCAAGGACUAUCACCAUCUGUUUUCUCCGCGGUGUGCCUACUGUGCUGCCCCCAUCCUGGAUAAAGUGCUGACGGCAAUGGACCAAACCUGGCACCCUGAGCACUUCUUCUGCUCUCACUGUGGAGAGGUGUUUGGUGAAGAAGGUUUUCACGAGAAAGACAAAAAGCCAUAUUGCAGAAAGGAUUUCUUAGCCAUGUUCUCUCCCAAGUGUGGUGGCUGCAACCGCCCAGUGUUGGAAAACUACCUUUCAGCCAUGAACGCAGUCUGGCAUCCAGAGUGCUUCGUCUGUGGGGACUGCUUCAGCAGUUUUUCUACUGGCUCCUUCUUCGAACUGGACGGACGUCCCUUCUGUGAGCAUCACUACCACCUCCGCCAAGGGACCCUCUGCCACGGAUGUGGGAAACCUGUCACCGGCCGCUGCAUCAAUGCCAUGGGAUACAAGUUCCAUCCCGAGCACUUUGUGUGUGCUUUCUGCCUGACACAGUUGUCGAAGGGCAUCUUCAAGGAACAGAACGGCAAGACCUACUGCCGACCCUGCUUCUCUAAGCUCUACUCACUGUAAUCUCAGCCGUAGCCCUCUCUGUCUCGCCACAUUCCCUACACAGUUGAAACCGCAAGAGGAUAGUGCACAUUUGUUGCAGCUUUUAUUUUUUCUUUUUGGGUCACACUGGGCUGGAGCCAUAGCACAGUGGGUAGGGCAUUUGCCUUGCAUGCGGCAGAGCCGGGUUCGAUUCCUCCGUCCCUCUCGGAGAGCCUAGCAAGCUACUUAGAGUAUCCUGCCCGCAGGGCAGAGCCUGGCAAGCUACCCUCAGCAUAUUCGAUAUGCCAAAAACAGUAACAACAAGUCUCACAAUGGAAGUGUAACUGGUGCCUGCUGAAGCAAAUCAAUGAACAACGGGACAACAGUGUUACAGUGCUUGGGUCACACCCAGCGAUACACAGGGGAUACUCCUGGCUCAUGCACUCAGGAGUUACUCCUGACGGUGCUCGGGGAACCAUAUGGGAGUCUGGGAAUCGGACCC